Molecule: messenger RNA, 2468 nt
Organism: Arabidopsis lyrata subsp. lyrata
Lineage: Eukaryota; Viridiplantae; Streptophyta; Magnoliopsida; Brassicales; Brassicaceae
Product: receptor-like protein 12
Exons: 1
Coding region: 103-2325 (740 amino acids)
Molecular function (GO): protein binding
Source: RefSeq, a predicted model, not a curated record
AGACUUUUGCUCAAAUUGAUGAGUUUUUCCAUUUAAAAGACACAAGCCACCUUCUUCUCCACACAAAAAAAAAAAGGAGAAGAAAAAAGAAAAGAAAAAGGUAUGAUGGUUCGAUUCCAUUGUUAUUUCUUCUGCUUGAUUUUCGUCCUACUUCACACUCUUGCUUCUUCUACGCUCAACCAUUGCCGCAACGACCAGAGGGAUGCUCUUUUGGAAUUCAAAGAUGAGUUUCCGAGUCUUUUUGAGUUAAGCUCAUGGAACAAGAGCAGUGAUUGUUGUUCUUGGGUGGAGGUCACUUGCGAUGCCAAAUCUGGCAAGGUGAUUUUACUUGAACUUCCUUCCACCUCUCUUAACAGCUCUUUAAAACCAAAUAGUAGUCUUUUCAAACUCAAACAUCUUACUAAGUUAUCCCUUUACAAUUGUAGUCUCUAUGGAGAGAUUCCUUCUUCAUUAGGAUACCUUUCUCGUCUCACAAUUCUUGACCUUUCCUAUAAUAAUUUAGUAGGUCAAAUUCCAGCUUCAAUAGGAAACCUUUCUCUUAUUUCAUCUCUUGACCUUUCUAAUAAUAGAUUAGUAGGCCAAGUUCCUACUUCCAUCGAAAAGCUUUUUCAUCUCGAAUGGCUUGUGCUAUCUAAUAAUCAAUUAGUAGGUAAAGUUCUAGCUUCAUUAGGAAACCUUACUCAACUAUACUACUUAGGCCUUGGCAAUAACAACUUCAGUGGCAAUAUUCCUGUUUCAUUUUCCAAUUUAACGAAACUUAAAGAAGUGUACCUCAAUAAUAAUUACUUUGAAUCCAUGCUUCCACUUAACAUGAGUGGCUUCCAAGAAUUGUCUUAUUUUGAUGUGGGAGAAAACUCAUUUUCCGGGCCUUUUCCUUCAUCAUUGUUCACACUUCCUUUGUUAAUGAAGGUUUUCAUGGGGAGAAACAAUUUCACAGGACCUAUAGACUUUGGGAAUAUAUCUUCAUCAUCUAACCCGGGGCUGGUUUUAUACCUUGAUCAUAACAAAUUCGAUGGGCAAAUACCCGAAUCUAUAUCUAAGUUUCUUGAUGUAGAUUUUAGUUACAACUCUUUUAGUAGUUUUGGAAAAUCAUCGGAAGUUUUAGAGGAAACACAAAUCCAGCAGUUGGAUCUUAGCUCAAAUUCCUUCCGAGGACCAUUGCCCCAGUGGAUAUGUAAGCUUAGAUCGUUAGACUUCUUAGAUUUGUCCAAUAAUAGCUUUAGUGGCUCAAUUCCUCAAUGUUUAAAGAAUUUAACAGUUUCACUUAACCAGCUACUUCUGAGUAAUAACAAUUUCCGUGGAACUCUUCCGGAUAUGUUCGUCAAUGCCACCAAUUUAAAAGUACUUGACGUUAGCCGCAACCAGUUGGAGGGAAAACUUCCAAAAUCAUUGAUUAGUUGUAAUCAUUUGCAAUUUUUGAAUGUGCAAAUGAACAUAAUCAAGGACACGUUUCCAUUUUGGUUGGGUUCUCUACCAUCGUUAAACGUCCUCAUCCUCCGAUCAAACCAGUUCUAUGGGCCGGUAUAUCAGCCCCAUUUAUCCGCUGGGUUUCAAAAUUUAAGAGUCAUCGAUAUAUCACACAAUGGCUUUAGUGGAUCAUUGCCGCCUUCCUAUUUUUCUUAUUGGCAUAACAUGGCCAGAAUCGUCGAACAAGAUUACGAUGAUGAGAACUUAGGCAACCCGAGGUAUGGUAUCGACUAUCAUAAUUCGAUGGAAAUGGUGCAUAAAGGAGUAUAUACAGAAUUUGAGCGGAUUAGAAGGGACUUCAGAGCCAUUGACUUUUCAGGAAACAAUUUUUUCGGAAAUAUUCCCGAGUCUAUUGGUUUGUUGAAGGAAUUGCGUGUUCUCAACUUGUCAAAUAACGCAUUCACAAACAAUAUCCCGAAAUCAUUGGCAAGUUUGACAAAGCUUGAGGCAUUAGACCUGUCCCGGAACAAUCUGUCUGGUCAGAUUCCUCGAGAUCUUGGCAACCUCUUCUUUUUAUCAAUCAUGAACUUCUCCCACAACAAUCUUGAAGGUCCAGUACCACAAGGCACACAGUUUCAGAGGCAAAAUUGUUCUUCGUUCAUGGACAACCCCAAACUCUACGGUCUUGAGGAAAUAUGUAGAGAAACUCAUGUUCCUAAUCCUAUACCACAAAAAUCUGAGGAUAUGUUGGAGCCAAAAGAACAAGUGAUUAAUUGGAUAGCGGCAGCGAUAGCCUAUGGACCUGGUGUCUUCUGCGGUUUGGUGAUUGGACAUAUCUUUACUUCUCACAAACAUGAGUGGUUCAUGGAAAAGUUUGGUCUAAACAAGCCAAGAGGAUUUAUCUCAAGUACUCAUUAAGUCGAUCUCUUAAGUUUCUUUGAGUGUAGGUGAAACACAUUUGUCUGUAAUGAAAUCGAUCGGAAAAUGUUUCUACAAAAAUUCGUUUAUGUUUGUAUUUUUAUAUUUUGUGGUUUUAAAAUGAAUUCAGAAAUUUCUUCCUA